AUGGCGGUCUUGGAACCGCGCCGGCAUAGGCCGAAGGUGGCACUGCAGCUAUCCUUCCUGGCCGCAGCUGUGGCCUGGUUCAGCUGGACGUCUGUGGAGGAUGCAGCCUUCGUUACCCCUGAGACUCCAUCCCUUGAUAGGCGGGGCCUGGAGGGGCGAGAGAUCUCCACAGUGGCCAUGCAGGGUGGCAACCGCAAGCAGAAUCGGCGAAACAAGCCCAAAAAGAUGCACCCAAAAACGCAGGAGGAACGCUACAAAAAGUGGGCCAUUCACCAUCCUGAGUAUGCCACCCGCCUUUUCUUUGUGCCAGAAGCGACCCUCGAAGAUUGGUCGCACACACUCAAACUGACCUUCCCGGACGGCGAGGACGAUGUCGUGUCAGAAGAAGAGGUGUUCGAGUAUUUCACAACAGAUGAGUACAAGCCAGAGGCAGUAAUUGUUGGCCAUCAGAUGCCCCACGAAGAAGUGAAGCAUGCGUACGUCCACUUCAGCGACAACACAGCUGCAAAGAAAGCCAGGAAGGAGAAGGAUGGCGGUGCCAUUGGCAAGGCAUCGGAAGUGAAACUUGUCUACACCGACGAGAAGAAGUGGAUCCGACUGCGGGACGGUGUGAGCCUGGCGGGUGGGUUCUGGGGCCCACGGUCGCGAUGGAUGAAGGCAUACGGCACUGACAAAUACAAAGGUUGGAAAGUAGAUGAGACGCCUCUACCUCCGGCGUUUCGUGCAGCCGCAGCACAUGUCUUUGAAGUGCAAGCGCAGAGGUCACUGACCUCCAUGGGGAGCUCUGGCUCAGUAUGCGCAGAGCUCCUGGAACAGAUGGGAUGGAAGGACCCGCCUCUUGCUGGAGACUUUCACCAUCCUGGGCUUGUGAACUAUCUGCAGAACACCUACCUGGAGGUUGUACUUCCUGUUCACGCUCCCCAGAACGACUACGGAUGUGACCAGAAAACCAAACAGUAUCCUCGGCCAAACUUCUGCUGGGAAGCGUACAAGAUGCACCUGGCCAUGAUUGGCCCCAGCUCGACGUGCAAGAAGCAAUUCCUGGAUUUCAUGCCGCGGAUAGCCCACAUCUUCAAGGGCACCGCAACCAAGCUGGCUCCUGGUCGAGAGGCGGUUCCAUACCACUUCCUGGACAGUGACUUGAACAGGGUGGUGCUUUGGGACCUGCCAGAGAUCAUGUUUAAGCAGAAGGCUGAGGAUUACGUCCGCGAGCUAGGUCUUCUGUACAUUGAUUGCGUCUUCAUGCUGUUCUCCGAGAAGUAUGUCCUGACGGACAUUUACUGCAAGCUUUGUGUUGCGAUGGCCUUGCACGGAAUCCCUUUCUUCGUCCUUUGCACACAAAGCGAAGAGGGCAUGGACGAAAAGGCGGUCCGAAGGCUUCAAAGCUCAUUUCAAGCACAGAGCGUCCAGGUUCGAAUGUUCAACCCAGCCAAACCGCACGAAACGCUGGAGCCACUGAUCAAUGAUUUCUUCAAAGAGGUGACCUGGAACAGAAGCAAAGGCGCUAACAGUGACAGAGUCAAGAAUGCAAGCGAAACUGUACUGGGCCAGACGGUGAGAAUCAAGAACUUGGAGAAGAAAGCAGAGCUGAAUACCAGGUGUGGAGUUUGUAUCGGCUACGAGAAGGAUCAAGAUCGAUACAUUGUGCGCCUGAUCAUGGGUGGCGUGGAGACCGAUGUGGCGCUGAGGGAUCAAAACUUCAGCGUUUUGAAGCCAAAGCUUCGUGGUUCCCUCGUGCAGCUGAAAGGGCUACAGUCAAAGCCCGAGCUGAACGGUCGCUACGGUUUUGUAGAUGAGUUCCUCCGUGAAAACGAACGUUACCGCAUUUUCGUACCAGAUAAACCUGGCGUUGCGUUGAACAUGGCCCUGAAAUCAGAGAACCUGGAAAAGGUGUCAGGAACACCUGGUGCCAAGCCAGUGACGGCGGCGCCGGUUUCAAGUGGUUCUUCGCCCCUGCCGGCGUCUGGCAAGCCUGCAUAUGCACCACCUGCACGCAAGCCUGCCCAGGUGCCUGCGGCCAGUGGUGCGGUCAAUGGUGCCACGAAUGGCGUCGGACACGGUGUGACAAACGGUGCUGCGAAUGGCGCCACAAAUGGUGCAGCAAAUGGCAGCGCCAAGCACAACGGAGCUCCUACCCCUCAGCCAAGGAAGGAAGCGAUGCCGGCUGCGAGUAAGGAGCCAGCACCGAAAGAGGACGAGGACCUCUCUGCAUUCUUGCCUAAGGUCGGAGCCACAGAAGAGGAAGGUGGAGAUGACUUGAUGUCACGUAUUUUCGCAGCCGAAAGCACAGCGGAUGUGACUCAGGCCUCAGCAAGAGUGGAGGAGAAGGAGAGAGAGCCUGCGGUAACUGCAGCGGUGCCUGUCAAGAGGCUGCAUCUCUCAAAGGCAGGUCUACUGGGGAUGCGGGUUUGGGCAGUCAUCGGUGAUUGUCCUGAUGCAGAAGACAUCAUCGAUCACUUGAUGGACUGCGGAAAGACUGUAUUCAAUGUUGGCGGUGGGGAAGGUGCACACUUUUCUUCAACCGCCGAACUCAACAUGGACCCCAACUUGCCGAAGACCGAGGUGCUGGCAUUCAUAGACCCCAAGGAUUCCAGCGCGGUUCUUGCCGCUUUGAACGAUGUCGUCAGGCUAGGCGUGCGUGGCCUGGCAUUACACCCCGACGAGUCAUCAUUUGGGUCGGAAGUCUUGGCGGAAUGCAGAAGCGCAGGCAUCGCGACUUAUGGUGUCGAUGUGCUUGAGGAUGUGCAACCUGGAACAGGUCUUCCAGUGGCACCUUUAGACUGA
Molecule: messenger RNA, 2784 nt
Organism: Symbiodinium sp. CCMP2456
Lineage: Eukaryota; Dinophyceae; Suessiales; Symbiodiniaceae
Source: the annotation of a GenBank genome assembly